This is a messenger RNA of Pseudozyma hubeiensis SY62, 420 nucleotides long. Its product is annotated as U3 small nucleolar ribonucleoprotein protein. The transcript has a single exon. Bases 1 to 420 code for a protein of 139 amino acids. The record is from RefSeq and is a predicted model, not a curated record. Lineage: Eukaryota; Fungi; Basidiomycota; Ustilaginomycetes; Ustilaginales; Ustilaginaceae.
AUGAAGAAGAACGCAAGCUCACGAGAGACGAAAGAAAAACUUUCCGAGCGUUGCCAGCACUACAGCACAGCGACGCCUUGCUCGCGGAAGCGCCGAACGUGGAAUCAUCAUCGUAAGCAGACACCCGAUGCGAAGCAAGUCUGCUUGCUCAAAAGGUUGGAAUCGGCUUCUUGCGUUCGUAGAGGCAAAAAGGUCGCCGGGGAAGCCCCUACAGAUGAUAGGAUGCGGUCCAGGGCACCAACUGACUUUCGAAAGCAGAUGCACAUGAUGACGCUAGUAACGUGCCUCGGCUUGGGAAAAACCGCAACCGAUUUCCAAACGAGAUCAGUCGCGGCGACUCAUACAUUCGCCGUUGAUCAUGCUCCUACCACCGUCGCGCAGUCGCUGUCGAACACGGCGCAAGCCUCGCUGCUUCGGUGA